GGGCGGGGCUGGCCGGCCAUUAGGGUGUGUGGGCGGGGCCAAACGGGAUCCUCACCCUCUCAGGUUUUUAGUCCCGCCCCUGUCUUCUUCUCUCCCCUGUUGCUGUUGCGCCGUCGCCGGCUGCUGCCCCUGGACCCCCACCAUGGAAGAGAUAAUAGAAGAUCCCCCCACAUCAGCUGUCAUGCUGGAUCACUGUCAUUUCUCCCAGGUCAUCUUUAACAGUGUGGAGAAGUUCUACAUACCUGGAGGGGAUAUCACAUGCCAUUAUACCCUCACCCAGCAUUUUAUUCCCCGUCGAAAGGAUUGGAUUGGCAUCUUUAGAGUGGGAUGGAAAACAACCCGUGAGUAUUAUACCUUCAUGUGGGUUACUUUGCCCAUUGAUGAAAACACCGAAUCAGCCAAACAGCACGAAGUCGAAUUUAAAGCUUAUUACUUGCCCAAAGAUGAUGAGUAUUACCAGUUCUGCUAUGUGGAUCAAGAUGGUGUGGUCCGGGGAGCAAGUAUCCCUUUCCAGUUCCGUCCCGAAAAUGAGGAAGACAUACUGGUUGUUACCACGCAGGGUGAGGUGGAAGAGAUUGAGCAGCACAACAAGGAGCUUUGCAAAGAAAACCAGCAGCUAAAGGACAACUGUAUCAGCUUCCAGAAGCAGAACUCAGACCUGCAGGCUGAGCUCCAGAAGAAGCAGGAGGAGCUAGAAACCCUAAAGAGCAUCAAUCAGAAGCUGGAACAGAAAGUCAGAGCACAGAAGGACUGGGAGACAGAGCUGAUUCAACUGAAAGAGCAAAACCAGAAGAUGUCCUCAGAAAAUGAGAAGAUGAAAGUCAGCGUAGAUCAGCUUCAGGUACAGCUGUCAAAUCAAGAGAAAGAAAUGGAGAAGCUUGUUCAGGGAGAUCAAGAUAAGACAGAGCAGUUGGAGCAUCUGAAAAAGGAAAAUGGCCAGCUCUUUCUCAGUUUAACUGAACAGAGAGAGCACCAGAAGAAGCUCGAGCAGACAGUGAAGGAGAUGAAGCAGAAAGAAACGACCGCAGUGAAGCAGCAGCGGGAGUUAACGGAGCCUAGGAACAAGAGAAGAGCAGUGGAGAAGCAGUUAGUACAAGAGGUGGAACGCCUAAAGGCAAAGGUAGAGGCCGGGAAAGCCUGUUGCUUAGAGAAGUACAGAGAGUGUCACCGUCUCCACAAAGACAUCAGGCAACUCAGGGCUGCUGCACUGGACCAGAACUUUGACUUGUCAAAAAGGCUGAGUGAGAACAAGAUUAUAUUUAAUGCUCUGCAGAAAGAGAAAGAGAAAAUGGAAAAAGAAAAUGAUCUUUUGAAGAGGGAUAACAGCAGAUUGAUGAGUUAUAUGGGUCUGGAUUUUGACUCUCUGUCAUUUCAAACACCUACUUCAAAUCAAGGAGGUGCAGGACAAAACGCAGGACUUGCCUAUGGAAACCCAUAUUCUGGUAUCCAGGAAAGUUCUGCCCCCAGCCUGCUUUCCAUCAAGAAAUGCCCCACCUGCAAGUCAGACUUUGCUGAUGACAUUUUUGAUCACACCUUGGAGCAGCAGCAUGUGCAGACCCUUUGUUUGAAUUGUCCAGUUUGUUACAAGACCUUCCCAGCAAAAGAGAAGCAGAUCUUUGAAGACCAUGUGUUCUGUCACACUCUAUAAGUGUCCCAGCCUCAUGGGUCUUUAUUGCACAUAGAUUUUAUAAAAUAGAGCCUAUAACUUCUACUAUGAGUUAUGACCCAAGAUCCUCCCUAACCUGAGAUUACUAGGGAUUUAGUCUUGCUACCCUAAAGUUGGAGUCACAUUGUUUAUCUGAAGAAUAGUGUUAAGGGCUGUUAGUUCCAUUCUUGUGGGUUCCUACCUUUUAAAUAAUAACUCUAGUGGUGUCAGCCUCUCACCUAUGGUGCCCAUUCUUCUGAGGGUCCCCAGUACGAGGACCCUGGGAUGGAACAACAGGCCUAACUUGAGUACUAAGUGAUUCGUUUUCCAAGUUGUCCCACUGCCUUUCAAGGGCAGGCCUUGAGUGUAGUGUUACUCAGUUCUCAGGCCUAACCCUGGGGCUGGAGACGGACCAGAAAUAGAGAAUUGCCGCCUCAGACCUCUGGCCCACUGACUGCAUUAGGCUACCAAACGGCGUGGCAGAGAGCCCAGACACCCCGUUUGGACACCGGAGUUUUCUCAUCUUGGUUUCUCAGCUUGCAACACAAGCAUCUCAUUCCUGAACUGUGAGGCGAAAUAUUAUUUCUAUUACAGAAACCCUUUUUUCUCUCUGUUAUUCUCUAAUUGGCAUUUUCUACUCUUUGAUCUUUUCAAUGCAUGUAACUUUUAUUGUUGUAAGUCCUUUCUUAGUGGUUAGUAGGAGUUGUUAGAAACUAUGGUUUGCAACUUUCUGAGCAGGUGAGUUUGAAUAUGGAUAAGUCAGAAUAAUGAGAACUAUUGUUCAUCUCUUUAAGACUAAAAAUAAAUGAGUCCUCUACUUCAGGGACUUUGGCAAUUUAAAAUAAA
Messenger RNA from Manis pentadactyla (Chinese pangolin), 2491 nucleotides. RefSeq names its product calcium binding and coiled-coil domain 2 (gene CALCOCO2). Lineage: Eukaryota; Metazoa; Chordata; Mammalia; Pholidota; Manidae. Gene Ontology annotation, cellular component: PML body; autophagosome. The coding region runs from base 143 to 1648 and encodes 501 amino acids. Gene Ontology annotation, biological process: positive regulation of autophagosome maturation; xenophagy. The transcript has 14 exons. The record is from RefSeq and is a predicted model, not a curated record.